GUGCGCAGGCGCGCCCGUCGCCCGGCCGGUAGCUAGGGAGGCCCAGCGGUGAUCCCGAGGCCUUGUAGGAGUCGCAGCCCCGGCCCUCUAGGGGCCGACGGAGGCGUGCAGGGGAAGUUAGCUUGAGCCUGUCUCGGCAGCCGUGCACGAGAAGAAAAGGACCUUCGAGAAGAACAAGGGAGGGCAGGAGUCACCGAGUACAGGGACAUCUAUGUGGCCGCUCUGCUUUCCCGCCGUCACCUGCUGUUGACCUCCUGCCGCAUCGCGGUGUCCGGAGCCGCCUGGCCUGGAGUAUGCGCUGAGCGUCACCUAGGCAACCACCCCUGCACCUGUGGAUCAGGGUCUCGCUCUGUUGCCAAGGGUGGAAUGCAGUGUCGGGAUCAUAGCUCACUACAGACUUGACAUCCUGGACUCAAGAGAUCCUCCUGUGUCAGCCUCCCGAGUAGCUGAGACCACUGGCGCGCGACAAAUAAUUUAAAAGUGGGAGGAGGGGAACAGAACCACAUCAAAUGGCAGAUAUCAUAGAAUGAGAACUGAAUAUACACGUUUUGUGGGAAACGCGUUCUUUUCCCCUUUCUCUAAGAUUCGCUUUUAAUUCACUAGCCACUAACUAGUUACCUAUCUCAUUAAAGAUAUAAAAAACAAAACGUAGUAGUGCCUUUUUAAGUAUGAGGUACUUGUUAAUUAUAUAUCACUUUCUUCCAUGCUAUCGUUGAACUGUCUUUGAUGUAGCACGACCUUAAAAGCAGAGCUUUUAUACCACAAGGUCUUUCAACCCUUGUGAAAUUUAACCACCCAUUGACAUUCACCUCUUUAGAGAACUAGAAAUUUUUUCCUAAAACAUAUUUCAAAAAGUUGUUGAGAUACAGUAAACAGAAAUAAACCUAAGAAAUGCUGAUUAUUUGUAGUCACAAGCAUUAAGUCCUUUGCUACGAGGAAGUGUCUGAGAAACUAUUCGUGUAUUUUUCUUAAACAACCUAGGCUUGCACAGGAUCACAAAGAAAAAUCUGAAAUUCAAGGUCCGCUGGAGAAGAAAGAAAAUCAAAAUGGCUACAAUUGGCGUUGUGUAUUAAAUAAAAUUGAAGGUACAAAGAAAGACCCAGUCAGUACUAACUAGUACUGUCAAGAUCACAUUCCUCUCCCACUCCUGCACACUCCACUCUUCAAGAAGAUAAAUCCUCAACCAUCUGUUUUUCCUAGCUGGUCACACAGACAAAAUACCAGUAGACAAGCUCCAGCAGAGGGUGGCCAGAUGUGGUGCCUGGAGCGACUCCGCUUGGGUCCUGAGUGCCUUCGGCAGAGCGGAGACUGGCUUCUCCCGGGUCGGGCCCGCGGAGCCAAGUCUCGCACCACCGCCGCGUGCGCAAAUGUGCUCACUCCGGACCGCAUCCCCGAGUUCUGCAUCCCGCCGCGGCUCAUGCCCCGCCUGGCCUUGGCUGCACUCCGGGAUUCUUGGGUCGAAGAAGCAGGGACGGACGAGGGCGCCGGCCGCACGGACUGGGACCCGCGCUCGCAGGCCGCGCUGUCACUGCCGCACCUGCCCCGUGUGCGCACCGCCUACGGCUUCUGCGUGCUGCUCGAGAGCCCGCACACGCGCCGCAAGGAGUCGCUCCUGCUCGGGUGUCCGCCCGCGCCCCGGCCCCGGGCCUACACCUACGGCGGCGGCGGCGGCCCGGACGCCCUCCUGGGGACCCUGCGCAUCCCGCGAGCUCCGGGCCCGGCCACCCCCGCGGCCCCCGGCUGUCCCCGCCCGCCCCAGGACGCGCUCGCCCGGCGGCCCCGCGGCUGCCGCCUCCUGCGUGUCCCCGACGGGCUGCUGAGCCGCGUGCUGCGGGCGGGGAGGAGUCGCCGCCUGGCCCGCGUCCGCUCCGUCUCCAGCGGGAACGAGGACGAGGAGCGCCGCGCGGGCUCCCAGUUCCCGUUCCAGGCCCCCUCCGCGAGCCCGCCGUCGUCCCGGGUCUCGUUUCCCGAGCGCCUGGAGGCCGAGGGCACCGUGGCUCUGGGCCGCGCCGGCGACGCCCUGCGCCUGGCCGCUGAGUACUGUCCGGGAACCGGGCGCCUCCGCCUCCGGCUGCUCCGCGCCGAGAGCCUGGCCGGAUGCGCCCCCGGGCCCCGAGCCGUCAGCUGUUGCCUCAGCCUCGUCCUGCGGCCGCCGGGCACCGCGCGUUGGCAAUGCAGCGCUGUGGUGGGGCGCAGCCGCAAGGCCUCCUUUGACCAGGACUUCUGCUUCGACGGCCUCUCGGAGGACGAGGUGCGCCGCCUGGCCGUUCGAAUCAAGGCCCGGGACGAGGGCCGCGGCCGGGAGCGGGGCCGCCUGCUGGGCCAGGGUGAGCUGUCCCUGGGCGCCCUCCUGCUGCUCUGAGGGCCCAGCCCUCCCCGGGGCGCUCUGCCUGGGGGACUCCGGACACUGACAGCCACGUGGUACAAAAUAAACGUGUAUUUGUUGUUCUCAUCAGGCCUGUUUCAGUCCAACACCGGCAGAGAUGAUUCUAGAUUAACUAUCCCAGUAAAAGAUGUGAUAUUUUCCAUAGAUACCUCCAGAAUUCUUUUCAGCAAAUGGAAUGGUUCUACAGUGUUUCCCAAUACAGACAGCCAUUUGCAUACCAUAUGUACCACACACGCCUGGGAAAUAAUGAAUCACAUGAAGUGUUAGAACUAGAAAGUGCCUUGGCGAUCUAUUUGCUCCAAUCACCUCAUUAUAAAAUUGGUGCUUUCCACAACAUGCAUCGAGACCAUCUUGGAGCAUUCACUUUUGAAGCAUUUUGUUUAAGACCCCGGAUAAGAAAAAUGAGGGCAAUAGAGGUGAAGUGACUUGACGAAGAUCAACAGUGAAUUAUUAGUUGGAAUGCAGUCUGAUACUCCUAGCUAUAUCUUACUGGAAAAGCAUUGGAGAAAAUGAAACCCUUUUAUGUUCUAAGCUUAAAUAAUAGUUAUAAUAGGCUAGGUGUGGCGGCUCACGCCUGUAAUCCUGGCACUUUGGGAGGCCGAGGCAGGCAGAUCGCUUGAGCCCAGGAGUUUGAAACCAGGCUGGGCAACAUGGCAAGACCGCGUCUCCAUAAAAAAUACAAAAUUUAACCGGACGUGGUGGCACGCACCUGUAGUUCCAGCUACUCUGGGGCUGAGGCGCAAGGAUCACCUGAGCCUGGGAGGUCAAGGCGGCAGUGAGCCGAGGUCGUGCCACUGCACUCCAACCUGGGCAACCGGAGUGGCACCCUGUCUGCAAAUAAUAAUAAUAAUAAUAAAUAGUUUUACAAGUGUUAAUUUGUUUAUGUUUUAACCCCCAAAAGGAGGCACUGCUAUGCCCAUUUUACAGAUGAGGAUAUUGAGGCACAGAAUCAAGAGCAGAGUCAGAAUUUGAACCUAGACAAUCGGUAUUUCACUCAUUACUCUUAUGUAGGUAAUACCACAGUGUCUAAAGGGCUCACUAUUAAAGUUGCGAGAAUUGUGUAACUUCUCUCUGAAACUGUUGACUCUGAAGUUCGUGUCUACUUGCAUUCCUCAUCCUGCUUUUGGUGAAAAAGCAAAUUGGUUGAAAUGAAUAAUUUAUUGUCUCAUGCUAAUAACUUCAGGCAUUGAGAUGAGCUGAUGGGUCUAAGGCUCUGAGGAAGAAGCUAACUGGCCUCAGAAUCAUAGAAAUGGGUGCCAGCAUUGUUGUAACCAGGUGAGCUAAUCUGCUGGAACAGGCAGUGGAGAGUAUACAGAUAGCAUGGUUUUACCUCUGGCUUCUGAUAAUAAUUCCAGAUUUAACAAUCCUGUUUUAGAGGACGAUUUUCCCUCAUCCCUUGAAUUCACUGCCAGUAGGACAUUUUUUCUUUUUUUAUGCAAAUAGGAAAAUGCAACCUAAGUGAGGGUUUAAAAAAUUGAAAAUAUUUAAAUAUACAGGAUGGUGUUAAAUAUGACUCCAUUAUCAAUCUGGAUUCAGAAAUGGUUUCUGCUUUAUUUCAUUUUAUCUUUUAGAAACAAGGCCUAACUCUGUCACCCAGGCUGGAGUGCAGUGGUGCGAUCAUAGCUCACUGCAGCCUCUACCUCCUGACGCAAGCUAUCAACCCUCCUUGGCUUCUCAAAGUGCUGGGAUUAUAGGCGUGAGCCACCAUGCCCGACCAGUUUCUGCUUUUAUUAAAAUUGUUCACAGUUUUAUCCAUUCAUGUUCAUUAAAAAUGCUAUUUAGAAAAGAGUUUGAUAAAAUAAAUAUUGUACAAAAUUCAAAGAAAAAAAGAAAAGAGUUUCUGUUUUAGUCACAAAUUAGGGUUAUUGUGACGUGUAUUUAUGAUGACUGUUGAACAAACGUGAAGAAUACUGUGAAUUCUAUGACUCUGUCAAAAUCAGCCACAUCCAGAAGCUUGCAGUUGUUGACCAAAUGAAUGAGGACAUACAGUAGUUCAGAUCUAUCAUGUGCUCUUCUAUCUAAUCAGUCAAUAUUUCCUUGGCCCUCAAGCCAACAUUCAUUUUUUAUGUAUAAUCUUCUUCAUGAUUUUGAA
Pongo pygmaeus (Bornean orangutan) is the source of this 4478-nucleotide messenger RNA. It is a transcript of the gene C2CD4A, whose product is annotated as C2 calcium dependent domain containing 4A. Lineage: Eukaryota; Metazoa; Chordata; Mammalia; Primates; Hominidae. The record is from RefSeq and is a predicted model, not a curated record. The transcript is spliced from 3 exons. Bases 1253 to 2362 code for a protein of 369 amino acids.